GCGAGUGAAGGUAUAUAAGCUCGCAGGAGAGGCUGAAGGGUUCACUGCAGUGAUCUCAUUCAACUGAACGAAUCCACUCUGGUCUCUAGAUAAACCCCAAGUAAAAAACAAAAAUGGCACUUGCAGGAACUCUGAAGGAGGCUGACAUCACUGCAGCCCUCGCAGCUUGCAAAGCUGCUGAGUCUUUCAAGCACAAGGAAUUCUUCGCUAAGGUCGGCCUGUCCGCCAAGAGCGCUGAUGACAUCAAGAAAGCUUUCGGGGUCAUUGACCAGGACCAGAGUGGCUUCAUUGAGGAGGAGGAGCUGAAGCUGUUCCUGCAGAACUUCUCUGCCAGUGCCAGAGCUCUGACUGUUGCUGAGACCAAGGCUUUCCUGAAGGCCGGUGACAUCGAUGGUGAUGGCAUGAUUGGAAUCGAUGAGUUCGCCACCAUGGUCAAGGCUUAAAUGGAAAAUCAGACAACAUCCUACAUCCCUUCUCUUAAUUAAGGAACAACUUGAGCCAAGACAUAGUCCUCUCUUUUCCCUUUCACUCUCUCUCUCCCACUCACUACACCAGUUUUAUACAAUUGACCUCUCACCCCCCUGUCCGAAAAAACAAGCCUUCUCUCUCUCUCUCUGUCCACGAUGAAUGUACCUUUCGAAGUGUAUAGCUAGGUUGACUUGUGUCUUUCACUCUCUCUCUCACUGCUGUCCUCAUUUUAAUUUGUGAGUUUUGCUUAUUGUGAAAUCAGCGAUGAUGCACUUUAAUGGAAAACGGACGAAUGAUGAGAUCAUAAUAAAGAUUCUUUUUCAAUAAAG
This is a messenger RNA of Gymnodraco acuticeps, 797 nucleotides long. It is a transcript of the gene pvalb3, whose product is annotated as parvalbumin 3. NCBI's taxonomy places the organism in Eukaryota, Metazoa, Chordata, Actinopteri, Perciformes, Bathydraconidae. The coding region runs from base 114 to 443 and encodes 109 amino acids. The transcript has 5 exons. The record is from RefSeq and is a predicted model, not a curated record. Gene Ontology annotation, cellular component: nucleus; cytoplasm. Gene Ontology annotation, molecular function: calcium ion binding.